UGGAGAGAGGUUGAAAAGAUAAAAACCACACAAUCGGGAGCGAGUUCACUCAUCAACAUUUUCAAAACUUGUGCAAGUGCAAGACAUGGAAGGUGUUCGAUGCAUUUCCAGUACUUUGAUCCAAGCAUCAUCGACUCACAAAGAAGAAAACCAGAGGGUCGAGUUAACUCCAUGGGAUCUUUGUUUGCUUCUACUUGGCCCCAUCCAGAAGGGACUUCUUUUCGAAGAUGGCGAAAUUAGUGACGGAAACACCUUCGUCGACUCCUUAAAAGUUUCCUUAUCCCGCACAUUGCACCACUUUCCGCCUCUAGCAGGUCGGCUAGCCACCGUCGAACACGACGACGAAACGGUUUCGUUUUACGUUGAUUGCAAUAACGCAGGAACGUUAUUCGUCCAUGCCAAAGCCGAUGGAGUAACCGUUUCCGACGUCGCUGAAUCCGUUUAUGUCCCCUCCAUUGUCAAUUCGUUCUUCCCACUUAAUGGUCUACCGAAUUACAAUGGAAUCACCCAGCCGCUACUUGGCGUGCAAGUCACGAAGCUCGUUGAUGGCGUCUUCGUCGGUUGUACCAUCAAUCAUUCCGUGGUCGAUGGGACAUCGUUCUGGCAUUUCAUCAAUUCAUGGUCGGAAAUCUCGAGAGGUUCGAUUCGCUUAUCGAAGCUCCCGAUCUUUCAACGUUCGUUUGCUUUUAAUUUCGAUUAUCCCAUUCGGAUUCCUCGACCUUCGGUCGGAGAAUUCCGUGAAGAUGGGAUAGUUCAACCUCCUUUGUUGCAAAGAGUUUUUCAUUUCUCAAAGAAAAAUAUUGCGAAACUCAAAGCAAAAGCUAACGCCGAGGUCAGAGCCAACAACAUCUCAUCUCUUCAAGCACUUCUAUCUCAUCUUUGGCUAUUUAUCAUCCGCAACAAAAGAUUAAACCCUGACGAAGAUGUCAAUUUCGGCCUAAUGAUCGGCGCGAGGCCGAGAUUGCGCGAUUUACCGGAACGUUAUUUCGGAAAUGCAUCAAAGGUUGGAAGAAUAACCAUGAAAGCAAAGGAAGUGCAAGAACAAAGCGUGGGAGGCAUAGCAUUGGAAAUGAACAAAAUGAUUGCUACACACACCGAAGAAGAGUUAAGAAGGGACUUCGAGUCUUGGAUAGCAAGUCCGAAAUUGGCAACAAUGGCGUCGCUCGUGAGUAAUUUAACUGCCAUGAGUAGUUCACCUUGGUUUGACGUGUACGGAAACGACUUCGGAUGGGGAAGGCCGAUCUCCGUAAGAAGCGGGUUAGGGAACAAAUUUGAUGGGAAGUUAACUGUGUUUUGUGGUGUGGAAGAAGGGAGUAUUGAUGUUGAAGCAUGCCUUUCGGCUGAGACCUUGGAAGCCAUGGCCAAUGAUGAUGAAUUCAUGGAUAAGGUCACCAUUUAACAUUAUAUGUAAUGCAAUGUAUGCUUAUAUGUAAUAUGAAACAUGAGAUUAAAAUC
This is a messenger RNA of Hibiscus syriacus, 1455 nucleotides long. RefSeq lists its product as uncharacterized. The record is from RefSeq and is a predicted model, not a curated record. The coding region runs from base 86 to 1399 and encodes 437 amino acids. NCBI's taxonomy places the organism in Eukaryota, Viridiplantae, Streptophyta, Magnoliopsida, Malvales, Malvaceae. The transcript has 2 exons.